AUGACCAUGAAGCGUGAAUCAGCGAAAUCAAGUGAAGCUCCAAAGCGUCCGAAACAGUCUCGAAUCAGCGAAAUCAAAGUGUUGAUAGCGUUGGUCUCGUUUGAACUGCAGUGUGUGAUGAAGCAUACCUUCAGAGAGAUUGUUCGAUUCGGUGUGGAACGCUGGACGAGUGUACAACACGACUGUCAAUAUGGGAUUGUAUUGAAGUUCCUUUUUCCAAACAAUAAUAUAAGUGAAGGAUAUACGGUUAUAUCAGGGUAUUCCUUUGAAGUAAGAAACACGAGGGACAACGUAAAGAAAAAGACUGGAAGAAUCAUAAAACGUCACAGCCUCUUAGUUUCGUCGUCUGUCUCUGCGUCUGCUCUCGUCGGAGGAUACGGGACUCACAUCGUGGGCGGCCGCGAGAGGUUCCUGCAGGCGGGCUCCUCCCUGUCGCUGGAGUGCGUCGUGACCCACACCCGCGCCCCGCCCACGGCCGUCCUCUGGUACCACAACAGCGACGUCCUGGACUACGACUCUCCGAGGGGCGGCAUCGCUCUGCAGGUGGAGAAGUCGGGCGACCAGACGACCUCCUCGCUGCUCCUCUCCUCCGUCAGAGACUCCGACUCCGGCAACUACACCUGCGUCCCCGUCAACGCCCCCACCGCCUCCGUGUCCGUCCAUGUCAACAACGACGAGCUCCGGGCGGCGGUGCACCAGGGCGGGAUCAGCUCGGCUUCCGUCCUGGCUCCUCGGGGCGUCGGCCGGUCGCACCUCCUGCUGCUCCUCCUCCUUAGCUUCCUCGUCUGCUGUUUCUCUUCCUCCUCCUUUCCUUCGUCUUCUUGGUCGUCGUCCCAGCUCCUCCUGACGGUGGUCUCCUAGCCUCCAGGCCGCUCGACU
This is a messenger RNA of Penaeus chinensis, 879 nucleotides long. RefSeq lists its product as uncharacterized. The record is from RefSeq and is a predicted model, not a curated record. Gene Ontology annotation, biological process: synapse organization. Lineage: Eukaryota; Metazoa; Arthropoda; Malacostraca; Decapoda; Penaeidae. Bases 1 to 861 code for a protein of 286 amino acids. The transcript is spliced from 6 exons. Gene Ontology annotation, cellular component: neuron projection membrane.